AUGAAACUUCUUGGUAAGACAGUUCCUCUGUGGGCCUUGAGAACAAGUCUAAAGCGACAAUGGCAGACAUCGAGUCCCAUAACCAUCAGAGACAUCGACAAUGGGUACUUCGUAGCCUCCUUCAAAGAGGAAGAAGAUAUGAACAGAAUUUAUCAUAAUGGGCCUUGGAUGUUCUCUAAUCAAUAUCUAGUAGUCCAAAGAUGGCGACCAAACUUCGAUCCCUGGAAUGCGGAGUUACAGAAGAAAAUUGCAGUUUGGGUUCGACUUCCUCUGCUACCUCUGGAACUUCUCAAUGCGGCGAGUUUAAGGAAGAUUGGUGACCUUAUGGGGAAGACCCUGAAGAUAGAUAGAAUCACAUAUACUAGUAAAAGAGGGAGAUAUGCUCGUAUUUGUGUUGAAGUAGACCUAAAGAGGAGGCUAGAGGCCGCGAUCAAUAUUUUUGGUCAGAAAAGGUUCAUCGAAUAUGAAGGCUUACAUUUAAUUUGCUUCUGCCGCGAAAAGUAUGGCCAUCAUCGUGAGUCCUGCCCCGAUAAGGAGAUAACAUAUGAUGAUAGAAAGGAGCAGGCAGAGCCACAGGCAACCUCGAUGAAGCCGAGUUAG
Messenger RNA from Neltuma alba, 600 nucleotides. RefSeq lists its product as uncharacterized. The coding region runs from base 1 to 600 and encodes 199 amino acids. Lineage: Eukaryota; Viridiplantae; Streptophyta; Magnoliopsida; Fabales; Fabaceae. The record is from RefSeq and is a predicted model, not a curated record. The transcript has a single exon.